This is a messenger RNA of Anarrhichthys ocellatus (wolf-eel), 8418 nucleotides long. Its product is annotated as protein FAM126B. Gene Ontology annotation, biological process: protein localization to plasma membrane; phosphatidylinositol phosphate biosynthetic process. The transcript has 13 exons. The record is from RefSeq and is a predicted model, not a curated record. Lineage: Eukaryota; Metazoa; Chordata; Actinopteri; Perciformes; Anarhichadidae. Bases 4029 to 5867 code for a protein of 612 amino acids. Gene Ontology annotation, cellular component: plasma membrane.
UCACGCAGACUGCGGUGGUCUUGGCAUGUCACAAAAGCUCAAGGUGGCCCAUUGUUAGAAGACUGCUGAGCGGCUUAUUUGGCAGUAAAUAAUUUUUCUCUGGAGUGAAGUUAAAGUUAAGCUCCCCCACACACGCACACACACACACCGUGCACCAAGUCAGCCGCCGUGCUAAAUACUGUGGAAUUUGUAGUCAUGUGUCUGUAGUUUGAACUGUCAGUGAGUGAACUUGUGACUGCCCAAGCUUUCAUAAAACAACAACAAUCCCCUCCACCUCAUGGCUCUUGUGUUGCAGAGUUUAUUGUGUACACCUGUACAAACGUAUGCAAAACAGUACAAUAGCCCAGCUGUUAAUCCUACUUGUGUUGAUGUUCAGUUUUUAACGAUGCUCAACCUCUCUGGUGUUAUUUGUGGAUGUAGAGAGCGGUGGUGCUAUAUUGAACAGCAUCCCAAUAAUAAGGUGUUUGUAAUGUUUACUCCUUCAUAUAUAUAUAUAUAUAUAUAUAUAUAACUUAAUAUUAGAGACAGACAGACUUCUUAGACACAGUUUCCACAGCUGAACAUUAAAACCAUCAUGAGGAUUUAUUGCUCCACAAAAUUCGUCUGUCAAUAAUCCCCCCUUUUUUAAAACAAUGUAUGUACUGUUCACCAGAAAUGUAAGAAUUCCCAGGUGUGUAGCUGAGGUUACUGUGGGGCACUGUGUACGGUAUGUGUGUGUGUGUAUAUCCUGUAUGUGGAUGUAUUUACAUGCAACAUUUGCAUUGAAAGCAUGUGUAUGCCUUGGUUUGAGGAGCAGAGAGGAAGGAGGCAGGAUGCUGUUGGCAUUCACCUGUGCUGUUGUGGCUCACCCUGUCUAAUUGGUGGAACCAUGCGUGUGUGUGUGUGUUUGUGUUUGUGUGUGUGUGUGAGUGAGUUGCAACACGGGCCCAUCCCAACACGUCUGGCCCUGCAGCUGCAGCAGAGCUAAUUUUAGCUCAGGAUGUGCGUACGCCUCAGUUCCCCUCUCCCGGCCUAUAAGAGAGGUGGAGAGGAUGAGGGAGAACGAGUAGCCAAUCCUUCACUCUCUCCUCUCUUCUGUGUUCUCUCGUUCAUUCCUUCUGUAUUAUUAUUACCUGUAGUGUGUAUGUUUCACGCAUUUUCCACAUCCACGUGUCCUCGGGGCAGAACUAUUGAUUGACUGUAGUCACUGUAGCCCGUGAGUGACCUUUACUCACCACUAAGUCCUUUCAGUCAGUCAGCAUCUCACUGAGGUGUGUACCUGUUGGCCUCACUGUCUUUUAUACCUGUCAGCCAUUAAUCUGUAUAGAAAACCAGGCGAGGGCUAAUUUUACAGUGCGGUUUUUGCUAUUAAUAGACCUCAUUCUAUUCCUGUGCAGACAGCCUGCUCCACUGGUGAGUAGCUGGUCCUUGUUACCAACGAGAGAGGCAACGGGGAUGGAGAUUACAGCAGACUGGUUCCCUGUGGUCAGGUGUUAAGAGUUAAUCCCUCUACCUCUGGAUAAAGUGUGUGUGUGUGUGUGUAGUAUGAUUGUGUGUAUCGUGAAGAAUGGCUACCUGCAAACACUCACGCACCAAAGAGGGCCGAGUGAAAUUUCCUCAUGGCUGUGUCAAACCAAAUGUAUUAGAGGACUACUUUGGCAGAGAGGAAGCUAAAUUAGUGCACUAAAUUAUGCUGUGUGUUUUUGUCCAAACCAGCAGACUGUAACUAACUCCCAGUGGUCAUGAACCUCUCUUCAUUUUAAUCAUUGGCCUACACUUGUAUUUUCUGAUUGGAGACGUCCAAUGACCUGAGGAAGGAAGACGGAGCGCGUCAGAAGAAGCGCAAACAGAGAAGGCACAGAGCUCCAGCUCAAUAAUUCAUGGCUGACUGAGCUGACCUUGAAACAUCCCCAGUGUUGGGCUGUUGAAACCCGGCACUGCUCAUUUAGGGCAGAGAGGAGCAGUUGAGACAGACGGAUACAACCUCACAUCUACAGUUCAGUUGUAUCAGUAUGUAUUUAAAUGAACAAUGGCAAUGAGCACAGACCCGUCAUGCUUUGCUAAAAAUCUCUCACUGGUCUCGUGGUGUGACAGUUUGCCAAAUCUUAGUCUGAUAAUUAAACUCGCACAAAUAUCUGCGUGUGGAUAUCAGUUUUGAUUACAAGCAGAGCUUUGUGUGCUACGUAAACAAACAAAACAUGAAAACGCAAAACGCUUUUCGGCUGCGGUGCGUGUUGACGUGAUGGCACACGACAGCGGUCUUUUGCUAGAGCGUGCAGGACAUUUCUCUCCACGUCAUGCUGAACUGUAUUGCACCCAGUUAUCACACCCGCUGACGAAGGCUACAGCCACGUUUGCAUUUGUAAUAAUAACCGUGCAACCCAUAUUUAUCUUCCAAAUGUUCCUAAAUUCGCCCGUGCUUUGAUGGAUGCUGUGAUUACUCACUCUGCAGGCUUAUGUUUGAAACUGUGGUGGAAGUAGUCGACUUCGUGGGGAAAUAAAAUGUUUUCUUUUUCUUUAUGAUCACACCCUAUAAGAACAGUAGCCUAAGUUUGGUCUCCAGACUAUGUUUUACAAAGUAAAUGAUGUAAUACCGUGCAUGUAGGCAUGCUUGUUGUUGUUGUCGACACAAUGUGGUCCCUAAAUAGCCAGUUUCCACACGUCUUUAAGUUCAUUUAUUUUGCUCUCGGUGCAACAACAACUUUCCUCUGAUUGGGCAAUUUUAUCAGGCAGCUCUGAAAACUGUUGGUGAGUUUAAACUCUAGGUAUUACACAACUAAGGACAGCUUCUACAAGGACAGAGGGUGGUUAGGAGGAGCUCUCUGUGGCCUUGUGUGUGUUUACAUUGGUUAAAUGAGUCACUGAGUCCCAGAUACUCGUGUGAUUCAUCCUCCUGUAAUGAAUGAUGAGCAUUGUUAGGUGCCUGAGGAGCCGUCCUUUUAGUACUCUCUUAAAAACAAUAGACUUUUGGAGCUCUUUUAUUAUCAAGCCUUAUUAAGCCCUCUGAGGUAAAUUUGUGAUUUUGUGCUAUUUGAAUUGAAUUGAAUUAUCUGCAUACUCAUCAGCUGCAGCUGUUGUUAGUGCUGUGUGUCCUGGUGGAGACGGAGAGGACCGGUUAAGACGUUGUGUGGAGUCCUUCCCCAACAUUCAAGAUUAACAUCUUGAACGUUGUUGUUUUGGAUUUUAGCACCACCUGAUUGCAUGACGGGAUUUUUCUUCAUUUACCAGCUUAGUUUACAAAUACAGUACUUACUGAGUCAUGAGGCGGCUGAGGGUCCAGAGUGUGAACAGUGAACUCUGACGUCCAUGAUGCCAAGAUGGUCUCUCCUAAUGACUUUGGUGAUCCCCGAACCUUCCCUUCUGUGCUAUCAACAGGUUACCUAUCCAGUGAAGUAUUUCAUCAUCUGCUUGAUGGAUUGACACACAAUUAGUACAGACAUCCGUGUGACUGCAAGCUCACAGAGGAACAUAUUGUGUGUUAACUGCUCCGCCUUCAAACUAAAUUCACAAAAAACACCUUCUUGCUGGCUUAGUUUGAGCCUUGUACACCGUUGAGCAGUGUGUUUAGCAGUGCGUUUGCCUUUGUGAUUUUAGGGUUUGAAGUGGCGUAAACAGGAUGGGCUGGCACUCUCCUAUUCCCUCGUGAGCCUGGCCACAGGACAAUACGCAGGUCCUUCGUAGAGGAAACUUUGCUUAUUGUGAUUCUCCAGGCCUCGUUAGGUGUGCGACAUAUUUAGCCAACAGUGACGGCUGGCUGGGGAGCACUGUUGUUACUCGACACGCAGAUACUGUAGUGAGACGGAUGCAGAGUUUGGAGAAAUCGCACUGUAACCAGAGGGGAGCUACCCAGCCUUAGCUAUAGAUGGUUACUUAGUCUUAUUGACUGUGGCUUUUGGUUUGCAUGAGGAGAACUCUUCCCGAGAGCCUAUACUUCAGGUGACCCUCACUGAUUGACAGAUGUGCGACACUGCGGAGAACCUUCUGCCUCUCCUCGUGGAGAUCUGAGUUCUGGGACACUGAGGCAGCCCAGGGGGGGGUCUCUGAGGAAGAUGCUGGGCUCAGAGCGCGGUGUUGUCGAAGAAUGGCUCUCAGAAUUCAAGUCCUUACCAGAAACCCAAAUCCCCAGAUAUGCCGGCAGCCUCCAUCUGAAGAAGUCCCUGGUGCCAGCUCUCUACAGAGUCAUCCAGGACCCCAACAGUGAGCUGAUGGAGCCCGUCUGCCACCAGCUGUUUGAGCUGUACCGGAGCUCUGAAGACCGCCUGCGCCGCUUCACCCUGCAGUUCCUGCCUGAGCUGGUGUGGGUAUAUCUGCGCGUCACAGCCAGCAGGGAUCGCCAGAGCAAUGGGUGCAUCGAGGCCCUCCUCCUGGGCAUCUAUAACCUGGAGAUCGUGGACAAAGAUGGCAACAGCAAGCUCCUCUCUUUCACAAUCCCGUCUCUGUCCAAGCCGUCGAUAUAUCACGAGCCUUCUAGCCUGGGGCCCAUGGCAUUGACAGAGGGGGCCCUCUGUCAACAUGACCUGAUCCGAGUGGUGUACAGCGGCCUCCACCCACAGAGAGAGACCUUCACGGCUCAGAACAGGUUUGAAGUGCUGUGUUUCCUCAUGCUGUGCUACAACUCUGCUGUGGUGUACAUGCCCCUGUCGUCCUAUCAGUCGGUCUGCAGAAUGAGCUCACGGCUGUGUGUAUGUGGCUUCCCCCGACAGCAGCAGAAGCUCUGGAGGGAAUCGUGCAACCGCGUGCUGCUGGACCCCGAGUUCAUGGUGCAGAUGCUGACUGCCGUUUAUCACGCCAUAUACAAUGGAGAGUGGCAGAUGGGACAGGAAGCUCUGGAGGACCUUCUGUACCGAGCCCAGCUGGAGCUCUACUCCCAGCCUCUCUUGCUGGCGAACGCCAUGAAGAACUCGCUGCCGGACAGCGCUCCAGAUGAGCCGCGGGGGCGCAAAGUGCUCCAGGUGGAGGUGACGCCCACCAUCAGCCGCAUCUCCAUCUCAGCCAUCACUACUGCCUCCAUACGACGCCACCGCUGGAAGAGAGAGGAUUGUUUUGACUACUCAACCGCAGGAGAGUUGACCCUCAUCGUCAAUCCUCCUAGCCUCGCCCAGCACCACCACCAACACCACCACCGCCGUCACCACUACCCUCCCUGGGACCCCACAGCCAAAGAGGAGAGAGAAGGGCGGCCUCACAGCCACCGCAGCAGCAGCAGCAUCAUUCCCCCCAUCACAUUUGAGGAUGCUGACGGGAUGAGCGGCGGGGAAGACUCCUUCAACGUCAACGACCCAGACGAGGGUUUCUCCUCCGGGGCGUCCAACAGCAGCCAGCCCGGCGGCACCAAGGUGGGCGGCAGCAUGGGGCCGAGGGGCGGCAGCCUGAACAACAACAGCAGCAGCAGCAUCAAGAGAGCCAUCGCCGCCCGGCUGUCUCGAGAGAAGGACCGGGAGAGGGAGGCGGAAAAACAGGCAGAUUCGUCCGCGGAUCACCAGGCCGCCGUGAGGAGGCGCCACCAGAAGCAGCCGUCGCCUCCAGCCAGCAUCAACUUGGAGGCCAUCCACCUGAGCCCCAUAAAGAAGCGCCUGAGCUUCCCUGUGGCGCCCACACUGGUGCGGACUGGCAGCACCUCCUCCAGCAAGUCCUUUGACUGCAUGAAUUUCAACCUGAACGGAGCCGAUGACGAGCACGAGGAGGAGAAGGAGGAGGCGGAGGCGGCACGGGAGGACAAGGAAGGAGGACUCCCAGCAGGCGGCUCCCACCACCACUCCACCGUCAGCCUGCAGGAGGAGCACCUCAUCAGGUCGGAGGACGCCCAGGACAUCCUGUCUCCUGGAGCUCCGCUCACCAAGCAGUCCCGCUCCCCCAGUUUCAACAUGCAGAUCAUAUCACAGGUCUAACGCGCAGGGCAUGACACACACACACACACAAAAUACCUGUUCAUAACACUCACACUUUUCACAAUCCUAUUAUGACAGUUUCCGUCUACCUUGUGCGUGCGUGCGUGCGUGCGUGCUUGCUCGCUUGUGCUCAAGAGUUGUCUCCACCCUUUCAACACCUAUUAAAUUGUGACCUGCAGUCGUUGCUGGUGGGUUUGAGAGAGAGAGAGAGAGUGAGAGAGAGUGAGAGAGAGAGAGAGAGAGAGAGAGAGAGAGAGAGAGAGAGUGAGAGAGAGAGAGAGAGAGAGAGAGAGAGAGAUGACAUUUCAGAGUUUUUGAGUUCCUGACUGAAUCAGUCAGAAAUGAAUCAGCAAUAACGCUUAACCGUCGCUCAUGUUUGAGAAGAGUGAGGAUUAUUGAUUAUUGCUCUUUCUCUUCAGUCCUUCCCCUUUCAUUCCCGGGCUCACGUGCAAUCGAUCUCGCUGAUUACCUUCCUUGUUAAUUGUUGUUGUUUUUUUUAAUUCGGCAUAAAUGGUUUUGAUGAAUAAAACUCCUUUCAAUGUUUUUUUUUUUUUUUUUUUUUUAUAUCACAAUCCAAAGAAAUUAACAUUUGUUUUCCUGCACUUGUUUGGCAGAAAUCAGUCGGACCAAAGUGAUUCUCUAGUUUUCAGCCCAUGACUCUGAUUUGAUCUGUAAAAUCUGACUUUUAAGAUUGUUUGUAAAACCAAACUGUUGACGGUUAAGGUUUGUCCGACCCAGAGCUUUCAGCUGGACAAACCUGAAGAAGUCAUCACUAUUUAGCUACAAGAGGAACGAGUUCGUCUUGUGACUUGAUUUACUAUCUGAAGGUGAAUCUUUGUGGAAGAACUGGAUUAAAACGUUGUAGAUGCUGCAGGUUUGGGUCUGAAGCUAAAAGGCAAUGACUGUAUUUUAUAUUGGAUUGUUAUUGUGGUUCAAACCAUUCAAUGGGCCCUUCCAUCUGAAAGCACUUGUGGGUGUGUUUGGCUCUGGGUGACGUACUGCCCUCCGCAGGCGUGCACGAGUCACUGCGCAUCGUCUCACGUCCUGUGCUCUGAUUGGACGCUCAUGAAACAUUUUGUUCUACCUCAUCGUGUGUUCACCCUGCCACUCGGACACUUGUCUCCCAAUCAGACGCAGGAUUUAAAGACUCCCGUUAGGUUUGAAACUGGAGCGCUUGAACAGUUUUGGGGGGGGGGGGGGGGUUAAAUAGUGAGGACCAAACCGGUUUCACACUAGAACUGUGAUGACGCUGUCAAACCCGUUCAUGUGAGGAGUCGUGGCUGAAUUAUCUCUGCCUCGCAUUUCAGUUCAAUCACAGCAAACAAGAACACGACUGUCAAUUUUCAAACACCCACAUCGGGAUAAACCUGAUCAUUUGAAUUCCCUAGAAAUGUCCGGCUUAUAUAUAUAUAUAUAUAUAUUUUUUUUUUUAAUGUAAUGAAUUUUUGAAGUGCAAUUUUUUUUCCUUUUAAUGCUCAUAUGCAUGGAGUUUGAAUCUCUGCUGUUAAAUGCCUGCAUCUGCUAACAGUGCUAGCUUAGCCUUCUGUAGUGCUCCCUGCCCAGGCCCAGUGAAGUGAACACGGCGUGCUUGUCUGCAUGUUUUAGUGCCCUGCAAAGCACAGCUGUUACAGAUGUGUGAAACAGCCAGCGAGCCAAACCCGAGUCUCAUCCUCGUCUUUUGCCAGAUGUGCCAAUACACAUCCUCUAAGGACAUUGUGUUUUGCUUGGGUGUCUUAAGUUGAAAUGCCUAUUUUCUUUCUGUUUACUGCUCUUAUUUCAGAGUUGGGGGACAAAACAAGGGAUGUUUGGACGUACGGCUCAACGUGCCCUUAGAUGCAGCUUCUUUUUUGCCAUGAAUUCGUUAAUCACAGGUGUGCGUGAGUGAGUGUGUGUGACACACGCACUCACAGUUUGCUGUUCACACGUAGAAGCAGUAUAUUAUGCGUCCGUGUACUGUAGAUGUCCGUCGUCGUAUUGCAUUUCCCGUGUCUUGCUCACGUGCUUGUUUUAACAAUGAGAAUGAAUGAUUGAUGUAUAUAUAAAAUCCCACACAAUCACGCUCCUGCUGUGCCGGAAACCUUCACGGCUGCUGCUCCUGGUCCUGAGUGAGUCCUGUGUGCGCUUUAGCCUUAAACAUUUCAGACCUAAAAGGCCUCGGCUCUUUGGACUCGCAUGCUCCUCCUCCUCCUGCUGGACUGCACUGUGGAGGGAGAAGAGAGGAGUGCAGCUCCAGUUCACACUCGCCUGGUCCGUCUGCUGUGUCGCUCACAACGAGCCGUGUUUUCCCAUUUGCUGUAUUUUUGCCGUGAGUUGAGUGUCAACUCUUUUGCUGUUUUUGGUGACGUGUUCAUGUCAUUGAUACGAGUGCCCCUGACCGAGGUUACCAGCAGUCAUGUUGGUACUGUAUGUGGACUUAGAGUAACGGAUAGACGAUUACUCCUCAGUGUCUGGUGUUAUAUCAUGUGAUCAGGGCGGGAAGUGAACACCAGCCAGUGAAUGUUGAUGAAAAACUUGACUGUGGCUGGAAAUAUGUAUCUGCUAUUCAUUUUAG